This is a messenger RNA of Zychaea mexicana, 846 nucleotides long. RefSeq lists its product as uncharacterized. NCBI's taxonomy places the organism in Eukaryota, Fungi, Mucoromycota, Mucoromycetes, Mucorales, Lichtheimiaceae. The coding region runs from base 71 to 697 and encodes 208 amino acids. The record is from RefSeq and is a predicted model, not a curated record. The transcript has 3 exons.
CCAAGUACUUCUUUGCUAUACCUUAUAUAUAUUUUUAUUUUCUGAUACCACUAGACAAAGCUUUCAUAAUAUGCGGUUAUUGACUGCACAUACCACGCUGUUAUUGUUGCUACUAUGUAGUAUAGCACUCGUAGUAGUCCAGGGCAACACUGAAAAGCUCAUUUUCCGCGCAAAAGAAUUAGACAGUGCGAAGCUCGAUUGCGUUCAUGAUGAGCAUUAUCACAAUGUCCAAGUAUUAAAGCCACCUUACAGUACAGUUCAACGCGUCAUUGUACCUCGCAACGCUGUAGCACCGACCACAACAGAAAAUACUCAGCAUUGGUAUUCCCUUGACGAAUUGCAAAUCGACUCAAGUUAUGAAUUACGCAUCUCCUAUCCGGCUACGUCGCCUACGGAUUUUUAUUUAAAGUUAUAUCGAGCCUGUCAGGAUAACAGUGGCAGCAACAGGAACAAAAGGCUCCUGUUGGUCGAAGGAGACUAUGCAGGUGUGUCGAAUGUACCUGGCAUGGAUUUGGCGUCAAUUACGUAUGAUAUUGUGUUGGAGAAUCUGUACCUAGGAUUCUUGUUUUACCAAGUAUACAAGAUUGCGGCAGCUGUAGCAGUAGUGUUAUUGCUAGGUCAAUUUGUGAUUUUACCAAAGAUACGACGCGUCAUUCAAGAAUCAGUUGCAUCCAAUGACCUGAGGAAACAGCUAUAAAUGCUGAUAUUUACCAAAAAGACAACAUAAUUGAUCGAGAAAAAGUGCGAAUUGUUAUUAUGAAUGCACGAAAAGAAAAGAAAGCAAAGUUUUUUGUUCUAUAUAAAAACAAGGGUGGAAAAUAUAGUACAUGAAUGAUUAUAGAAAAG